GCCACCCAGAGAGCCACGCUGAGAGCAGCAGAGAGAUUUCUGUUCCCUCCGGAGCUAGCGGAGUGGGACGUCUGGCGGCGGACUACAUCUCCCAGGAGGCGCCGCGGCUGAGGCCCCCGUGCGCGCGGGGGCAGGCGGCAGCGCGGGCAGCCCGCGGGGGCCUCGGCGGCCAAGAUGGACGACGAGGAGGAGACGUACCGGCUGUGGAAGAUCCGCAAGACCAUCAUGCAGCUCUGCCACGACCGCGGGUACCUGGUGACCCAGGACGAGCUGGAUCAGACGCUGGAGGAGUUCAAGGCGCAGUUCGGGGACAAACCCAGCGAGGGACGCCCCCGUCGCACCGACCUGACCGUGCUGGUGGCUCACAACGAUGAUCCCACCGACCAGAUGUUCGUGUUCUUCCCCGAGGAGCCCAAGGUGGGCAUCAAGACGAUCAAGAUGUACUGCCAGCGCAUGCAGGAGGAGAACAUCACCCGGGCGCUGAUCGUGGUGCAGCAGGGAAUGACCCCUUCGGCCAAGCAGUCCCUGGUUGACAUGGCUCCCAAAUACAUCCUGGAGCAGUUCCUGCAGCAGGAGCUUCUCAUCAACAUCACGGAGCAUGAGCCUCUCUGCUGUUUGCAGCUGGUGCCAGAGCACGUGGUUAUGACAAAGGAGGAGGUAACGGAGCUGCUGGCCCGAUACAAGCUGAGGGAGAACCAGCUCCCCCGGAUCCAGGCUGGGGACCCUGUGGCCCGCUACUUCGGGAUAAAGCGUGGCCAGGUAGUGAAGAUCAUCAGGCCCAGCGAGACUGCGGGCAGGUACAUCACCUACAGACUGGUGCAGUGACACAGUGGGUGUGAGGAGCUGGGUGGCUCCCACCAGCAAUUCACGGAUGCUCGGAGAUUCCUGCAUUUCAGGGAUGGCCAGGGAAAUCAAAUCCCUUCCCACGAGGCCUCUCUGGGCCUCAUUCCACAUCUUCCAGCUUGGACUUUGUGGUCACCCCUCAGUCCCAUCCAGGAGACUUGGAGUGAUGGGAGAAAAUCAAUGGGAAGGGUUUUUCCUUCCCUGUUUUCUGGGCUCUUGUUUGAAAUAAAGGUUUGUACCCUCA
Molecule: messenger RNA, 1087 nt
Organism: Taeniopygia guttata (zebra finch)
Lineage: Eukaryota; Metazoa; Chordata; Aves; Passeriformes; Estrildidae
Gene: POLR2E
Product: RNA polymerase II, I and III subunit E
Biological process (GO): transcription by RNA polymerase II; transcription elongation by RNA polymerase I; tRNA transcription by RNA polymerase III
Cellular component (GO): RNA polymerase I complex; RNA polymerase III complex; RNA polymerase II, core complex
Molecular function (GO): DNA binding
Source: RefSeq, a predicted model, not a curated record